Gryllus bimaculatus (two-spotted cricket) is the source of this 468-nucleotide messenger RNA. Lineage: Eukaryota; Metazoa; Arthropoda; Insecta; Orthoptera; Gryllidae. The record is from the annotation of a GenBank genome assembly.
AUGAUUAAAUGGAAGACCAUAGAACAACUGGAAGAACAGCAGAUAACAAUCAUUGAUAGCCUAAACGAAAACCUCAAGACGAUUGAGGCGUAUAUGAUAAAAAAUAACCCGGUAAGUGUUAAGGAAGCUAUGUCUAAAGCUCGGGCUAACAUCGAAGCGUUAAGAUACAGAUGGCAAAAUGCCCUAGAAGAGAAGAUAGAGUUCCAAAAGACUAUGCAAUCCCUUGUAAAAAGGGAAGAGCAUAGCAUAGAAAAAAGUCAGUAUCCACCAUGGGCUCAAAGUAAAAAGAGAGAGGCACCCAGCUCACCAAAAGAAGUUAGAAGAGGGAAGAAACGAAAACAAGGCUGUGGCAGAGUCAACAGAUGUCAACUAUGAUGCCACAGAACACCAGGAAGGGGGGCAGAGAGAGACGAUGGAGAAGAAUGGCUGAAAUCACCGGAGCAAAAGAAGAAAGAAGCAAGAGAAAAA